Messenger RNA from Hemiscyllium ocellatum (epaulette shark), 2230 nucleotides. RefSeq names its product gastrula zinc finger protein XlCGF49.1-like. The coding region runs from base 738 to 1499 and encodes 253 amino acids. Gene Ontology annotation, biological process: central nervous system development; regulation of transcription by RNA polymerase II. The transcript is spliced from 3 exons. Gene Ontology annotation, molecular function: DNA-binding transcription factor activity, RNA polymerase II-specific; RNA polymerase II cis-regulatory region sequence-specific DNA binding. Gene Ontology annotation, cellular component: nucleus. NCBI's taxonomy places the organism in Eukaryota, Metazoa, Chordata, Chondrichthyes, Orectolobiformes, Hemiscylliidae. The record is from RefSeq and is a predicted model, not a curated record.
ACCAUGAGCUUCUCAAGCUGCAGCUCCUGAUCCUCUCUCUCUGAAUAAAGACAGAGCUUUACCCAGACUGCACAUUCCUUCCUCUGUCCCAGAUCUAGCACAGUAGCGCCUCGACAUACGAACAAACCCGUUCACGUACAAAUCGGUUUACGAACAGGAUUGUACGAAAAUUUUGCUUCAAUGUACAUACGAAAUUCAAGGUACGAACAGAAAAGCUCUUGGGCCCCGCGUGAUCUCAUUCAGUUCGUCUUUGGCGUGUGCGCUGUGAACAGCCGUCCAUCCAUUCUUACGCUAUCCGAACAAUGGGAAAAGGACUCAGCAGCGAUCCAGAGUAUUUGAAAAUCUGAAGACUGAAGUUUCAAAAUCAACGGAUAAAGGGCUUAUGCCCGCAACAUUGACUCUCCUGCUCCUCGGAUGCUGCCUGAUCUGCUGUGCUUUUCCAGUGCCAAAUGUUUCGACUGACUGUCCAGCGUCAGCAGUCCUCACUUUGAUGUCAAUGUCUGACAGUCACUCAAUCCAUCGGGACAGCAGCUGUUUUUGACUGUGAUUUCUGUGAGAGGGAUCAACGCUUUUUGGUUCCUGUUUGAGGACAUUUUCAGCAUCAGUGGGACUGGACGAGAGACCCCACUGUUGGAGCGCACUGUGUGUGGAGCCUGAAACAGUUAUACGGCCUGGGAAGGGGAUUUCACGGCAGGGAGGGGUUCUACACGUGUUUGUGUGCACCUGAAGCUGUGGCCAUGGAGAAAUCUGAGGAAUCCUGCCGCGUGAAGAAACCGUGGAAGUGUGGGGACUGUGGGAAAGGCUUCCGUUUCCUGUCUGCCCUGGAGAUUCAUCGGCGCAGUCACACCGGGGAGAGGCCAUUCCCCUGCACUGACUGCGGGGAGGCCUUCAGGUAUUCCUCCCACCUGCUGGCCCACCAGCGGGGCCACAUGGGGGAGAGGCUCUUCAGUUGCCCUGAGUGCGGGAAGGCCUUCAGCAAUUCCUCCGCCCUGCUGACCCACCAGCAUGUCCACACGGGGGAGAGGCCAUUCACCUGCUCUCAGUGUGGGAAGGGCUUCACCUGUUCCUCCAACCUCCUGACCCACCAGCGGGUCCACACGGGGGAGAGGCCCUUCAGCUGCCCAGAGUGCGGAAAGGCCUUUACCCAGGCCUCCAUCCUGCUGAGGCACCAGCUUGUCCACACCGGGGAAAGGCCCUUCAGCUGCCCUGAGUGUAGGAAGGCCUUCAGCGAUUCCACCACCCUGCGGAGUCACCGUCACGUCCACACCGGGGAGAGGCCGUUCACCUGCUCUCAGUGUGGGAAGGGCUUCAUCUGCUCCUCCAACCUGCGGAGACACCAGCGUGUCCACACGGGGGAGAGACCGUACACCUGCCCUCAGUGCGGGAAGGGCCUCACCUGCUCCUCCAACCUGCGGAGACACCAGCGGAUCCACACGGGGAGAGUCCGUUCACCUGCUCUCAGUGCGGGAAGGGCUUCACUUGCUCCUCCCACCUGCUGACCCACCGUGGGUCCACGCGGGGGAGAGACCGCACACCUGCUCUCAGUGCGGGAAGGCCUUUACCCAGGUCUCCACCCUGCUGAGGCACCAGCGUGUCCACACCAGGGAGAGGCCCUUGAGCUGCCCCGGAAGUGGGAAGGCCUUCAGCACUUCCUCCGCCCUGCUGACCCACCAGCGGAUCCACACCGGGGAGAGGCCGUACAUCUGCUCUCAGUGCGGGAAGGGCUUCACCUGCUCCUCCCACCUGCGGAAGCAUCAGCGAGUUCACGUGCCAUCGCAGGGGGAUUGAAGGAGUGACGGCCGAGUGCCAUUAUCGAUUGGAAUAUCAACCCAGUUCCGGGGACUCCCGGGUUUGAAUCCCGCCACAACAGAUGGCAGAAUUGGUAUUCGGUCAGAAAUGUGGAGUUUGGAAUCUAACGAUGAGACCGUUUCAGGGAGGGGGUGGUAGGGGGAGAAAGCCCCCAUCUGAUUCCCUCUCUCCCUUGUUAGGGAAGGGAACUGCUAUUGUGGGAGAGGAUUCACUCAGUUGUUCCAGCUGCAUCCUUUACCCGGUCUGGCCUACACGUGACUCCAGACCCACAGCAGUCUGGUUGACUCUACACUGCCCUCCCCCCACUGGCAAAAGAGCGGGGAGAAACUUAACUGGAGACAGGGUAUGGGUUGAAAUUGCUGAGUGAGGCAAUACUUCCUCCGGGUUACGGCUGUACCAAGGAUCCAAUUACAAAGGGACA